Messenger RNA from Oldenlandia corymbosa var. corymbosa, 258 nucleotides. Lineage: Eukaryota; Viridiplantae; Streptophyta; Magnoliopsida; Gentianales; Rubiaceae. The record is from the annotation of a GenBank genome assembly.
AUGGAGGGACACUACUUCAUCCGCACUGAUGGGCCGUUUAUGGACAACGAAAAUUGGAGCGCCCGAGCUUGGGAGAUGAUUCCUAACAACAAAAAAUAUAUGGAAGUCAACAUAGGACCACUUUCUGGCAGUGAGCAGUGCAAAAGUUUGGAUUUUGAUUUUCGGUUUAUGUCCUUUCGAGAAUUUUCUGUGCUUGAUCAAAUAAUGGUUCUCCGGGGAAUCUGUACGGGUUUAGAGGAACGGAAUGCAAGAGGUUGA